CCCCCCCAGCGCUCUAUGGUAGCAGCGGCGCGCGUGCGUGCGCGGUGAGUGGGAAGCCGACAAGGUUCGGUCAUGGCGGCGUCCAUGAUUUGCAGCCGGGUGUCGGCCGGGCUGAGGAACAACGGCUGCCGGGCGUCGUUCGGUGCCGCCGCCAAGGUACUUGCUGGAGGUCCAGGACUAUUCAAUAGCCAUGGGUUUCAGGUGCAACAGCAGCAACAAAGGAGCCUGUCACUGCAUGAAUACCUGAGCAUGGAACUGUUGCAAGAAGCUGGUAUUUCUGUUCCACAUGGACUAGUUGCAAAGACACCAGAAGAAGCUUACAAAAUUGCAAAAGAAAUAGGUUCAAAGGACCUUGUGGUAAAAGCUCAGGUUUUAGCUGGUGGUAGAGGAAAAGGAACCUUUGAAGGUGGCCUCAAAGGCGGAGUGAAAAUAGUUUUUUCUCCAGAAGAAGCAAAAGAGAUUUCCUCCAAAAUGAUUGGAAAGAAGUUGUUUACCAAGCAGACAGGAGAAAAGGGCAGGAUAUGCAAUCAAGUAUUUAUCUGUGAGCGCAGAUAUCCCAGGAGAGAAUACUAUUUUGCAAUAACUAUGGAAAGGUCAUUUCAAGGUCCUGUACUUAUAGGCAGCUCUCAUGGUGGUGUUAACAUUGAAGAUGUUGCUGCAGAGACUCCUGAUGCGAUAAUUAAGGAACCCAUUGAUAUUGUGGAAGGCAUCAAAAAGGAACAAGCUGUCAGGUUGGCCCAGAAAAUGGGAUUUCCCCCUAACCUGGUGGAUGAAGCAGCAGAUAAUAUGAUCAAGAUAUAUAAUCUCUUUAUGAAAUAUGAUGCUACCAUGGUAGAAAUAAACCCUAUGGUAGAAGAUGCAUCAGGAGUUGGUACUGGCUAUUCUGGUGAAUAUUUUUGGAGGCAUUAUGCGAUGUGACGUUAUUGCACAAGGUAUCAUUAUGGCAGUAAAGGAUUUGGACCUAAAAAUACCUAUUGUUGUACGGUUACAAGGUACACGAGUUGAUGAUGCCAAAGCUUUAAUAACAGCUAGUGGCCUCAAAAUCCUUGCUUGUGAUGACUUGGAUGAAGCUGCUAAAAUGGUUGUGAAACUUUCAGAAAUAGUGACCUUAGCAAAGCAAGCUCAGGUGGAUGUUAAGUUUCAGUUGCCAAUCUGAUCUGAGUUGUCAUGGAAGUGUCUAAAGUGUUAUAGUCUCGAAAAUACUGUGUUCUGUGGUUUUUUUCCUCUUUUUUUUUUUUUUUUUUUUUUUCCGUGUGGAGGUUUUAAAUUGCUUGACAGGCGCACAAACUUUAAAGCACCUGGUUCUUAAUGUUAAUAUUAAAAAUGGUCAGAGUUCAUGUAAAAGUGUCUGUAUUGCUGAUAUGUAGACUUUUAGUUGCUGUCCCAACACUCCAGCUUCUGCUGCAGAAUGUCGCUUGCAAUAUUCAUUCAUUAUUGUCAAAAACAAAGUUUUUGUUGGAAAAUAGAUUCUUCUGAAUAAAAUCUGAAGUUACUUUAAUUGUAUAUUCCUAUUAGCUUCAGUAAAGAUAAAUACGAUGACUAGACUUUCUAGCACUCAUAAUGUGGAGGAAUGUAUUGAAAUGGUAUUUUUUUAUUGGAGACCUUUAAUCUGCAGUAUAAUGAAUGGAUUUGAGCACACCAAUUAUAAUGCAUAAAUAGUGUAUUUGAAUAAACCCAGCAACUUUCUAGAAGUGCAUGGCGGAUUUGACCAGUUAAAUAUCGGGACAAUGUAACAAUCACUACAAGAUAUACUGUAGCACUUAAGUCUUCAUGGUUUCUAGUGUUAUUAAAAAGCAUCAUGUAGCUUUGUAUAUCAACAAUAAAGCAUAUUUCCUAAAGUGUGGCAGACUUGACAUACAGAUAAUUAGAAUGUCAAUUGUAAGUUAAUAAAAUCUCUCCCAAGA
This is a messenger RNA of Trachemys scripta elegans, 1904 nucleotides long. RefSeq names its product succinate-CoA ligase ADP-forming subunit beta (gene SUCLA2). Gene Ontology annotation, biological process: succinyl-CoA metabolic process; tricarboxylic acid cycle. Gene Ontology annotation, molecular function: metal ion binding; ATP binding; succinate-CoA ligase (ADP-forming) activity. NCBI's taxonomy places the organism in Eukaryota, Metazoa, Chordata, Testudines, Emydidae. The record is from RefSeq and is a predicted model, not a curated record. Gene Ontology annotation, cellular component: succinate-CoA ligase complex; mitochondrion.